AUGGAGUUGCGGAAAGAAUCGUCUGCCUCUUGCGAAACUGCCUUUCCUGAAGCGCAGAGAUGGGUGGAGGCGGUCACUAAGAAGAAGUUUGGGAGCAGUGACUUCCGCUGUGCACUGGAGAAUGGAGUUCUGCUGUGUGAUCUGAUCAACAAGAUCAAACCUGGUAUUAUCAAAAGGGUUAACAGACUUUCCACACCUAUUGCUGGCCUGGACAACCUGAACGUCUUCCUGAAAGCUUGUUCCAAGCUUGGACUUAAAGAAGCCCAACUCUUCCACCCAGGAGAUUUACAAGACUUAUCCUCGCGAGUGACUGUCAAGCAUCAAGAGACCUGCCGUAGGCUCAAAAAUGUUUUGAUCACUAUAUACUGGCUUGGUAGAAAGGCUGAAUCGGAUCCUUUCUAUAAUGGACCUUACCUAAACCUGAGGGCAUUUGAGGGUUUACUAGACACACCAACAUCUAAGGCACUAGAGGAUCGCACAUUUUCACGUGGAAGCAUCGGAGUCAGUGACUCUGGAGACAGUUGGUACUCUGACAGAGAGGAGCUCUUCACACUACGAGCCGGCCACAGGAGAGACGACUCCCCGGACAGUUUAGACUCGCUAGGGUCCAGGACUCAUAGCACUUCUUCAGACACCACACUCAAAGGAAGCAGUGAGGGUUGUGGCAGUGACCCCGAGGCAGAGCUGGGUUUCAAGAUGACGGACAACAAGGACUCCCUUAGCUACCGGCGCUCGCUGGUCGUCACCCCAAAGACCAACACUCAGUUCAACCAGUUCCUGCCUAGCAAGGACAAGGCCUCUGGCUACGUCCCGGCACCGCUGAGGAAGAAACGAGCCGAGCGCAACGAAGACAACCGACGAAGCCUGUCCAGUUUCACGUACACAGAUGAGGAUGACACAAUCAGCAGUGUUGAUCGGCCGGAUUCGGGACUCUCCCCUGCCGACAGGGUGAACUCCCAGAGUUCACAGCCGGCCGCCCACCUGACCUGGGCGUACGAGUACGAGAGCGGGAGCGACUCAGACAAUGACCACCCGGAUCCCGACCUCGUUCUGGACGACCUCGCUAGCCGUAGAUUUCACAGCCCCACCCCCGUAACACCCACCAACUUUUCCGUACCGAUGAGCCUAAGGGAGGCUUCUGCUAUCCCGCGUGGCACCUGGCCUCAGGUCGCCAUCACUAAAGUGCAGCGGCAGACGCUGACUCACUUCAGCAACGUGCCAUGGCCUCCACAAAGGAAGCCUCCACAGAGGAGGGCCGUAUCUGCGGAGGCCUUUAUCUGUGAUGACUCUGAAGAGGAUGACGAUGAGUUUGGCGAUGCAGACCCUGUCCAGGAUGAUCUUUACACACGCAAGGUGGGCCUAAUACCCCAGCCCUCUUCCAGCGUCCCCUAUGACAAAUUUCUGCCCAAAUUUUGGACACCAGAGGAGGACGCCCAUGUACAGAGGAUCAAACUGGGCUCUCAGCGCCGCCCCUGGUACAGAAAGAUCCAGGGCUUCAGCCAUAAGAAGUCAGGCUCCUCUUCUGACGACUCAGACUGUGAUAUUAGUCCCUGGGUCUCUGCGUCCUCCCCCUCCCUGUCCCAGUCGGAUACCUCACAGUCUCACCCUCACGCAUCCAAAGGCACUACUCAACCCUGCCUCCCCACAACUUCUAGUCCUCACAUGCAGCCACACACAGUUGCUCAGAACAGGGACAAGCCCCUCUGGUUAGAGUGCCCCCCAGAGGGCCGUUUGCCCAGCCCAGACCCCACUGCCGGCCCCAGGCUCGUCAGGUGCGAGAAACGUCCACUUCUGGGGCGGGAACAUCCAAACGAUCCGUACAACGUUCCGGCAGACAUUCUGCCCGACCUGGAGAACGACGACAUGUACGCUCGUCGCACGAACGCCUUCCACCCCAGCACGGACCUGGCUCAGCUGAAAUACGGCGGCUUCUUGACCCCUCGUUACAGAUCAGAGCCCGCCAUAAACAUCGUCAGGCAGUCUCGUCACAACGAAUCCGGUAACCCCGUCUACCCCGACAUCGAGAAAGACGAUGUGGUAUACAGGAAGGUCAAUCCGAAGGAAGCACAGCGCCCCCUGUCUGGAGCCCCUGACACAUACCAUCCCGUUCCCAUACCCCAGCCCUGGGCGCUUCCAUGCAAACUGCAGGCAAAGCUGCUGUGUCCCCCAUGCCCUCCUACCAAAGAGGCAGAACCAGAGAAAAAACACUAUGGGAAGGCAGAGGACCACGCGAAGACGGAUGACAUGUUGCUCAGGAAACUGAGUGCCACGCAUAUCUGCGGAGCAGGGAGCAUUGCCGGGUCAAGCCAGCGUCCAGCUGCUGCCGAGAUGGCUCCCAGUGUGCCUUCUUCGUGUAGCGAAGAGGAUUUGCUCAAGUGGCAAGCCAUCAGAGAGGCCAGCCGCUUAAGACACAAGAAGAGGCUGAUGGUGGAGAGACUACAGCAAAAGGAAUCUGAUAGUGACGGGAGCAAGUCAAUGAGUGAUAUCUCUGUGGAUCCUGCAGUCUCGAAAGAGGUGCGCUAUGAAGAACUGCAGAAAUUGCGCAGCCAGCUGAAAGAGAGCGAAGACAAGUGGCAGGAUGAUCUCACAAAGUGGAAGAACAGACGCAAGAGUGUUAACUCUGAUAUUAUGAAGAAAAAAGAGGAGAGAGAGCAUAUUGAAGUUCUUACCAGUGGCAGCAGUGCCAGAAAAUCCAAAACCUUUAAGGAGAUGCAAGAAGAGAGAGAGAGCCGAGAUAAAGGCAGCUUCAAGAGCCGCUACAGUGCUUUCUCCACCUCCGAAGACCACGAAGAUGUCUUCAGUGAACCAGCAUCCAGGACCAGGGGUCUACCAGCCCGCAGCUACACCAUAGACAGCCCCUAUACGCCCAAUGACAGAUCCACGGUCUCUCCCGUGCCUCCUGUGAAGAAGGAGGAGCCUAAGUCUGGCAGCCUAUCAGAAGACCAAGAGGAUUUUCCAGUUAAAGCUGGCCGUAGCAGCCCACACAGUCCAGUUAAUACGAGUGUCACCACCAGCAAAAGUUUAGACAGCCAGACCAGCGACACUACUGUCAUCAGCAGUCGUACCCAGGGUGGCAGCUCAUUCAAGACCAGUGUCACCAGCAGGAGUAGUCUAGAUGAGCCCACCAGCACCAGUAAACCAAUGGAGAACUCCGCCAGCUACAGCAGCACUGUGUCUGAGUCCAAGCGUCCCUCUGGGUGGCUAAUUGACGACCAGAGCCAGGGUUCUUUCCACAAGCAUAAUUCAGUGGAGGCGAUGCAACCUAGCACGGCUCGGGUUUCUGCCUCCCUCCCCAGGACCUUCCAGAGAACAGAGAGUGGCCGGCUCCCCACCGUAGUCAUGCCCAAGCCCUUUGGUACUCAGUCCACACGGGUGUCUUCCUUGCCCAGAGCCUUCAUGAUGGAGGACAAGCGCCUCAACGGCGAUCCGGAGAGCUCGAGGAAAACAACGAUUCCAAGCCGCUACGCCCAGUUCGUGACAGAAGACGAGGCUCGCUCCUACUCUGGCUCGGCGCAGAGCAGUAAUGAAGACGAGGACGAUGAGGAAGAUGCGACCGAGGUGUCAAACAUACAAAACCCCUAUCUAGUCCCCAGGGCCAGUAGUGUGUCCCCCCAGCCCAAACCUGCCUCCCCACUUGGCCAUGUCAGUGACACAAAGCAGGAAGAUUACAGUGACAUGCGGAUCAGUUUAAAUCAGAAACCCAACAGCAGUCGAGACUUUGGCUUCCAGACCGACUGGGAUUCCACAGGAGUCCGUGUCAAAUCCAUACAACAAGGCAGUCCAGCAGAGAUGUACCAGAUGCGGGUGGGCGAUGAGGUUUUAAGUGUGAAUGGGCACAGGGUGGCAGACAUGAGCUAUGCACAGUGGAAGAACAGCAUGAAGGAGGCUCUGGAGCAGGGCAGUCUGAUCAUGGACGUUCGCAGGCACGGCGUGAACAACUGGGGCAGAGACCUACCUUCCCUACCAUUUAAAAGCCAUAAGACCAUCAAUUUGACCAGUAUGGAUCCCUUAGGUUCUCCUGAGCCAUUCUUCAAUACCAACCUGGACUUCACCUCCAACACGGGCCUGAGUACUACAAUGAAAACCGUGGACACCAGCUCCAAGCCUGUUAAUAAUCUGGGCUCUAAUGGCAUGAAUGGUGGUUACCAUCACGAACCUGUGACUAUGAGGAAUAAAGCAUCAGAAUCCAUUUCUUUGAGAAACUUAAAAAGGCGAUCAGAGUUUUUUGAACAAGGCUCAGCAGGGUCAAUUACGAUCAAUUCGCUGGUCUACCUUUGUGGCGGCUCUGAAACUCCACUAUUAGAUGUUCCAGUCCCCUCCCUCUCGUCCUCCUCCAACCGCUGGUCCUGGGACGUAGAGCAGGAGCGCAUAAGACAAGAGAAAUGGCAGAAAGAGCAAGAGCGUUUGCUACAGGAGAAGUACAAGCGAGAUCAGGAGAAAUUAGAGGAAGAGUUUAAGAGAGACCAGCAGGCGGCAGCACAGGAGAAUUUUAAGUAUCGCAGUGAGGAGAAGAAGACCCUGGAACUGGACAGUCGUAGCAUCAGCCCUCACUCUCCUCUGUCUCCCUUGAGUGAACCCACACCUCCCUGGGAGGACCACGAACAGGAGAUGGCCAGACUCGCUCAGCAGCAGGAAGAGGAGAUGAGGAGGAAAGAGGAGGAGAAACAGCGUCUGGAAGAAGAGAGGAGAAAGAGGGAAGAGGAGGAACACAAACGUCAGGAGGAGGAGAGGAGAAGGAGAGAGGAGGAGAGACUGCGUCUGGAAGAAGAGAGGAGAAUGAGAGAGGAGCUGGAGCGCCUGGAAGAGGAAAGGAGACAGAGGGAGGAGGAGGAGGAGCGCAAGCGUCAGGAGGAGAUGAGGAGGAGGAGAGAGGAGGAAGCAGAGAGACUGCAAAGGAAAAAAGAGGAGGAGGAGCGGAGACAACAGGAAGAGUGGGAAAGAGAACAGCAACAAAGGAGCUACAAUCACAUGGACUCCUAUGAGUAUGUCAGCAUGAAUCCAGAUCUGUCAUACUCACACAGGGUUAUGUCCAAAUCCACCCCAGAGCUUGACGAGGCUGAGAAAGCAGACCAUAAAGGGGCGCACAGCAGACACAGGGGUAUGGCAGACUGGCUCCUGGAGGAGGAGCUGAAGAGGAAGAGAAACCGCGAGAUCCUGAGGCAGCAGGCUGCGUCGGAGCUCGAGGCAGAGAGGAGGAACAUCCUCCAUGCCAUGAAAUAUAGAGACCCAGAGAGAGUAGUGACUGGUGGUCUGAAGGAUGCCUCUCAAAAGAAAAACCAACCGCUGUCUCAGGCCGAGCUGGAAAGGCAGCAGAUCAUACAGGAGAUGAAGAAGAAGACGUCUCUGCAUAAAGACAGCAGCUGGAUCCGUCAGCCCAGUCCCAGCAGUGUUACCAGCAAGAAGCCUGUCAGCCUGAUCGAGCCCCUUCGAAGAGGUGAGUCUCUGGACAACCUUGACUCGACGCGCCAUUCCUCCUGGAGGUCAUCGUGGACUCCAGGGAGCACCUCCUCUAUCCCGGACUACAGCCGGCCACACUCCGCACUCUCCAGUUCUACGUCAUACAGGGGCAGCCGCCCAGGGUCCGCCACCCUGCCGGCCUCACAGUCCAUGAGCUCCCUUAGGCAGUACCCAUCCAGCCCCACCACCCCAAACCCACAGUAUCCCCUCAGCAAAGAGGCAGGCCUGUCUGACCCUCAUCAGUCCUCACAGCGCAACAGGUCAGUCAGUGGCAGGAAAAUCUGUACAUACUGUGAUUCACCACUGGGCAAAGGAGCGGCCAUGAUCAUCGAGUCCCUGGGACUCUGUUAUCAUUUGCAUUGCUUUAAGUGCGUUGAGUGCAGAUCUGACCUCGGAGGGUCAGAAGCUGGGGCGGAAGUCAGAAUACGAAACAGACAGCUCUACUGUAACUCCUGCUAUAUUCGAUGCAAAGCUGGCCAGCCCACCUCCAUGUGAACUCAGUGUGUUACAGCAGAUUAAGGAAGAAAAUCCAAUGGACAAAGAACCGUAAACACUCCGAUAAUGGCCAACCACAUUUGUUGUGAACUCUGGGUGAUUUUGCCAGCCUUGAUUAUUCAAUGACCUUUUAUUCUUCCUUUUUACUUGAGUGAGGGUGAGAUCAAUAAGGUAAUUUGUUUAUAUGAAAGUAUUAUUAAUUGCUUGUACAGAGUAUAAGGGAUAUGCAUGUACCUACAAGUUAGUAAAAUGUUGCAAAAAAAAAAAAAAUUUCAAGCGGUUUUUAUUCUUCCUCUGUAAUGAAAAAAUCUUGAUUUUGGCGGUUUAGACAGAUAUGUGGUGCGUCUUGAAAGUGUUCAUAGUAGACUGAUAGAAGUGUCUGUUUAACUAAGUGUCUGCUCCAGUCUUUUGCUAUGAACUGGUUUGUUGUCAAAGAUGUGUCAUUUUACUUUAUCAUUGUGCCUUUUUGUUUGUGAUGGGGAAAUGAUUGAGGAGAUAUACAUUUAAACAUAUAUUUAAAAUUGGCAUGGUUGGUAGGAAGCACUUAAGAACUCUUUUUCUUACUAAUAGAAUUCAUUUUAUGCAUCUGAGCAAUAAAGAUUUCUGCUGAAGAGAAAGAAAUUCUGUAUGGUUAUGGAACAAAGCUAACUGUGUUCAACAAUGUUUGUAAAUAAAAAGAC
This is a messenger RNA of Chanos chanos (milkfish), 6632 nucleotides long. RefSeq names its product LIM domain 7a (gene lmo7a). Gene Ontology annotation, molecular function: protein binding. Gene Ontology annotation, biological process: regulation of cell adhesion; regulation of signaling. Bases 1 to 5952 code for a protein of 1983 amino acids. The transcript is spliced from 35 exons. The record is from RefSeq and is a predicted model, not a curated record. Lineage: Eukaryota; Metazoa; Chordata; Actinopteri; Gonorynchiformes; Chanidae.